Lagopus leucura (white-tailed ptarmigan) is the source of this 2747-nucleotide messenger RNA. RefSeq names its product inner centromere protein-like. Lineage: Eukaryota; Metazoa; Chordata; Aves; Galliformes; Phasianidae. Bases 61 to 2637 code for a protein of 858 amino acids. Gene Ontology annotation, molecular function: protein serine/threonine kinase activator activity. The transcript is spliced from 20 exons. Gene Ontology annotation, biological process: metaphase chromosome alignment; positive regulation of protein serine/threonine kinase activity; mitotic cytokinesis. Gene Ontology annotation, cellular component: nucleus; kinetochore; chromosome passenger complex. The record is from RefSeq and is a predicted model, not a curated record.
UGGGACCAGGAGUGGAAGGGGGGAAAGAGCCGUGGUGGUGAGGCCUUCCUGGACAAGGUCAUGGCGGCAGCCGACGGUCCCACGCAGCUCCUGGAAGUGUGCGGGCAGAGACUGUCCCGAUUCCUUCACGAUGCUGAGCACAAACACUUGGCCUGGCUGCGGGAGGUGGAGGAGCAGGGCUUGAGGAUGCUGGAUAGCAUUAACUUCAGAGCUGAACCUGGCCUGAUGCCCAAAACGCCAUCCCAGAGGAGACGGCCUAGGAAGAGGCAGUCUUCAGCUCUGAAAGAUGAGAAUGAGCCAACCAGGAGGAGGUUGUCCAGAAGGAGAAGCAGUGUCAAGCUAGCAUCUUCCAGGCCAAGUUCCCAAAGAUGCUGCAGCAAAGAGCAUCCCCAGAAUCCUAGCUGUCAGGUGAGGUCUGAGACCAACACUGCAAUGGAGCUUCCAGCACUGCCUGAGAAAUUGCCAGCAGAAGCACAAAGUUCCAUGGUGGAAGUGGAUUGCAAUGACUGCCCUCAGGCUGAGUUACCUCCACAGCAAGACAGUGCUGACUGUGGUGAUGCAGACUCUGAGGCUGUCCCAGCAGAGCAGGUGUCCCUGGAGGGUGCAAUCAAUGAACUGCAUGAGGUGCCUGCUGUCAGUGCAGUCCCUCAUGACCAGACAGCAGUAGAGGAGGAAGAGACCAUUGAACGAAAAGCAAGUACGUCCACUCCCAAGGCUACUAGAAAUAGGCAUCCUGCCAUGCCCCAAGGAGAUCUGUCGUCUCAAAGCCUAGAGAAGGUGCUUCUCCAGGACUCCAACAACAAAAUGACCAUAGUGACAUCCAAAACACGACGCUCUGGACGCCGAAGCUGUGUGGGUGGCACCCACAAAAGCCAUGGGACCUCCUUGGCUGAAAAAUAUUCUCUGGCCAGCAAAAGAGAGAGCAUGAUCCGCAGAUCUAUCAGCAGGGCCAUUGCAAAGAAGGCAGCAGCACAAGAAUCUUCCUCUGCCUCCAGCAGAGUGAGCUGUCAAAGCUCCUUAGAGGUUUUUGUGGAAGAAGAUGUGACCAAUAACUUGAGAACUGGACUGGAACUGAACUCCCCAAGUGAAAAGGCUCCUGAAAACUUGUUCACUUCAAGCAAAAGUGAAAAAGAUGUCAGCCCUCCUGCACAGCACUUGUCUCCUGAGCAGCAGACAGAGAAUAAUGAAGGAAGCUGUGUAAAUCCCAAGAGUGAAGCCCAGAACAAGAACCAAGAACAAGCCCACUGUGCCAAGUCCCAAGAGAAUCCUUCACGCCUAUGGACAAGAAGCUAUAAGCAAGCAAUGGGUGCUGUAUGGAACCGCCAGCAUCCAGGAGGUGGUGCCCACUCCCCUCUGGAUGACAAGCAUGCGAAUUCUGCAAACCUGACUCCACCUUCUGCUUCUCCAGCUAGCAAGGUGGUUAGACCAUUGAAAAACUUCCUUCAGGCUGUGCAGAGAAACCAGCUACUUACAACCUCUGGGUCCACAGGACAUGGAGGUGUCAUAAAGAAUUUCAUCAAAUGCAAUACUCCCACCCGACCUAAUCUUAAGGGAGACUUUGUUGAGAAGGAGCGACAGAGACUGGAAAGUCUCAGGAAGAAACAGGAGGCUGAGGAACAAAGGAAGAAGAAAGUGGAGGAAGAAAAGAGACGGAGACAGGCAGAAAUGAAGCAGAAGAGGGAAGAACGACUGAGGAAAGCACUGCAGGCUCGAGAGCGAGUGGAACAAAUGGAAGAAGAGAAGAAAAAACGGAUGGAACAGAAGAUUUUACAGAGUGAUGAAAAGGUGCGUCUCUCACAGGUGCGGGAAGAAAAGGUGUCUGAGGAACGGAGCAAGAAAAAGCUAUCAAAGAAACCUUGGGAAAGUGAUGUGCGGAAGCAGAAGAUACUGAAGUUGGAGGAAUGUGAACUUGAGCAGCAAGAACUGCUGCAGAAAAGGAGAGAAGUUGAAGUGGAAGAAAAAGGAAGAGUUCUGGAACUGAAAAAUCUUGUAGGGCAGCAACAGGUGGAACAAACGAAGGAGAGGGAUCUCAAGCAGCGUGGGAAAGAGAAGGUCCCCUAUUCACAGAUGGAGUCCAUGGUGUUUACUGAUAAAAACACAACGAAGGGACAUGGUCUGCAGGAGCCCCAGCAGCAGCUGGCUGAAGAGAAGAAAAUCGAGCAACCAGAAUCUUUUACUGCUGCCUCCAGCACGUGGCUGAGCAAAACUGUGAAGACACUUCAGAGACGUAUGCUGGUAGUUUGUGGCAGUAUCUCCAUAAUGAUGCCUUUCCUGGCUUGUCCUCUGAAACCUAUCUCCACAUCCUGCUUAGCGCCUUCAAAGGGCACAAAAGAAUCCAGGUCCCCCAAUAACUAUGGGAUGGAUCUGAACAGUGAUGAUUCCACAGAUGAUGAGAAUGAACCUCGGAAGCCUGUCCCUGCCUGGGCUGAUGGGUCUCAGCUUAAUCAAGCCAUUCUGCACCAGUACUAUCAUCCAGUGAAUGUUGACCAACUGUUUGGGUUGAUAGCAAGCCCUAAGCUGGAAGAUAUUUUUGGCAAGAGCAAGCCUCGGUAUUUCAAACGCACGAGCUCAGCAGUUUGGCAUUCCCCACCUGGGCCCAAAUCAACUUGUGGCAUAGCUUGCAACUUCAAAAACUGAGAAAACAAAUGGCUUUUGGAUAGUGAGACAUAUUGGUUUUAUUUUCUUAGCAUGCAGAUUGCUUACCAUUUUAAACCUUUUUGUACAAAAAUAAAACAUUGAAUAAAGUC